Frankliniella occidentalis (western flower thrips) is the source of this 11158-nucleotide messenger RNA. RefSeq names its product protein unc-79 homolog (gene unc79). The record is from RefSeq and is a predicted model, not a curated record. The coding region runs from base 252 to 8693 and encodes 2813 amino acids. NCBI's taxonomy places the organism in Eukaryota, Metazoa, Arthropoda, Insecta, Thysanoptera, Thripidae. Gene Ontology annotation, molecular function: protein binding. The transcript has 51 exons.
GAACCCUCAGUGGGUUCUCUUUUUUACUUGCAGAUCACUACAUUCGGAUUCAAAUAUUCCCGCGUGUUAUCCACGAACAUCCGUUUCCUUUCCUGGUUUCUAGCAGAAGACGAAGACCUGAAGUGGGGACAUAGGAGGAUCUGUGUUCCACACUACUUAAAAAAUGUUUUUCUUCAAGUAUUUAAUGAGGCCCAACUCUUUUUUAUAUUGUAAUUUAAUACUUUAUUUUUUAACCUGACACCCUCUUGAAGAUGGGCACCAUGGGGACUCGAGCAGCUGCCUUCACUGUAAAGGUGAGAGGUCUUCAUGACUUCCACUUUCGUCUUCUGCAUGGUAUAUUGCCUUUACCAUCAGGACAUGAUGGAGCUGCUGUUCUCAAGUACUUCUCUCAGACCUUACUAACUGUUUUGCGUGACGUCAAAGCUAAAGAGUCGCCUCUAGAAAUGGUGAAAGUCCCUGAAAGUGAUGCCAAACGUAUGGCUCUUUAUCCCAAUCUGGACUACAGAGGGCUUUACAAUGCCAUAGUACAACUUGUAGAUAGUGCUUCUGCUAUUCAAUAUGGAGUGCAGGAGUUUGGCCGAGCAUUGCUACAGUGUUUGGGAUGCUUGUUACCAUUUAUAGAAAAUGACAUGAUAGAUACACUUCCUUAUUUAACUGCUUCUACUAUUGCUGUCCUUCCUUCCUCUCUUCACCAAGAAAUAGUGAACCAAUUAUGCUAUUAUGUUUUCCCCUUCACACUAACCAGGAAAACAACUGAAGGGCAGGAGACUUAUGCAUCACACUCAGUUGCAGCAAUUCUUAUGCUUGUUUUCCAAUAUGCUGAAAGCACAGCUCAACACAGUCAACUUAUGGAAUGUUUGAUGUCAAUGAAAUCAGACUUGGCUCGCGAUGUCUUAUGUGUUAUUGCCCAUGGUUCAACUGCAGCUCGUGCUUCUGCUGCAAAGCUUCUUUUUCAUUACUGGCCAUCAUUUAAUACUGCUCUAGUUGAUCGAAAAAGUUUCCCCAACAAGUUUGUCACUGAUUGGCCUCCAUUUACCUGCCAAAGGGAUCAAUGCCCCAAUGCAGGGAAUGCAGAAGCUGCAAAAGUAUGCUAUGAUCAUGACAUCUCUAUCAUGUUUGCCAAUGAAAGGCCUCCUCCUCUGUACCUGUGUAUUGAGUGUGCCAACGAUAUUCAUAGCAAACAUGAAGAUAAAAUGUUUCUGGAUAUUUUGCAUCCAAUGCAGCAAGUUUCUGUCACCUGUGAGAGCAAAAGUUGCCGAUCAAGUGAUAAGGCAGUAGUUUCUGUAUGCUUCUCGGCUGACUGUAUCAACUACAAUGGCAACCACCCAAUUCGAUUUUGUAGACAGUGCCAUGAUAACCGUCACAAUAAUCGAAGAGGAGUAGACCAUAUUGUGCAUUCUAGUUUAAAGCAAGCUUGGGAUAUGGAUGAAGCAAUGCAAAGUUAUCUUGUGGAAUCAAUUGUUAACCUUUUAAGAGAGGCUCAGUGGCAUGGUUUAGAGGUGCGCCCCGGAGGUUUGACUUCAGAGUUUACAAGCACCGCAAUAAGUAGUAUAGCAAGUAGUAGUGAUCCUCCAUUACUUAUUGUGGAAGAUGAGCUUGCCCAAGAUGAACGUCAGCUUCUGGGACGGUAUGGAGUCUGGCUUCUUGUUGGCCUCUGCACUCCAAAUGCUGAAUCAACACCUACCCAUACACUGGGGCGGCUCCUUGCCAUGCUUUUUCAUUGGUUCCAUAUUACUGCAUACUCCUUUGAUGAUCAAGCUGAAAACACUUUAGAGGGAUUGAAAACAGACUUUGUUUGUGUUUGGCUUAAAGAAAUUUGCAAAUCUCACUUUAAUGUGCUUGUGUCAUGCCUUCUUCCUCAUCCUCCUGACUACUCCCGAGUUGGUGGCCACUGGGACACAAUGUCAUCAAGAACUUGCCAUCUUAAAGAUGGUCUAAACCGUCUAUUUUGUCUAGUUCCUUAUGAAGUUGUUUCUCCAGAAAUAUGGGACCAUGUCAUGCCUCAUUGGAUGGAAUCAAUAGCCAGUGAUGUUCCUCCUAAAGAAUUACAUGUUUUAAAAAUUCUAUUGAGUAAAAUUUUGGACCCAACAAUGAGCCCUUUAGGGUUUGAUGAUAAACAAAUAUACAACUUCAUUGCAAGCAGAUUUUGUGGAACUGCUCCCAAAGUGCAAGAACAGGCCUUAAACUGGCUGCAAAUAUUGACUACAUUAGAAAUUGUUAUACCCCUCCCACUUCUCUUCUCAACAUUUAGUGAUGGAAUCUCAAUAAUGAUGGCUCCAUCAAUCAAUAAGGAGAAAGAAAAGUGGAAAGAGAAGGAUGGAGACAAAGAGAAGUAUAAAGACCAUGGUUCAGAGAAAAAGCAAAGUGGUGAAAAAAGUGAUGAAUCAGUCUGCAGAAGUAGUAUAUCACGGAGGGCUAAGCCGGCUAAGACACAGCCUCAAGGGUUGCCUUGGCCUUGCUUGGUCAAAACCAGGGGAAAAGGCAGCACUGCGGUCUCCCCUGUAGUUGAAGAUGACUCGGGGAAUACAUCUGGAAUGUCGGAUGAUGAAGGGCGAGCCUCAAGACACAUUCAGUUCCAAACUGCUGCUGAGCUAAAUUUGUCAUGCUGCAUACUCAUGUUGGAUGUUCUUAUCAAACAGAUGGAACUUCAAGAAGUGGAACCACAUAUAGGCAUUACUACUUCAACAGCUCAAGAUGCCUGCCGUCUUCUAAAGGCUAUGGUGGGUGCCUCAUGGAAUGGCACCCACACUUGCACUGAUCGCACUGAGUGCAUGUUCUGUGAAUCAUGCGUCAUGUGGUAUCAACUUGCUUUACAACUGGUUAAGUUCCUUGCUCCAGAAAACCCAGCUCAUCCGCCUGAUCCACCUUUGGUCGAGCCGAAUGGUGAUGACAGCCAUAAGAGUCCUCCAGACUCUGACAAGAAAUGUGACCCCAAGUCGGACGUGGUGAUCAACAUGCCGCUGCUUGAGAUUCAUACGGUGGGCGGUCUGCUGGUCAAAAUGCCUAAUAUCAUGACAGCAACUGUUGAAACAGUCACGGAGCAGCUAGAUCUGGCACUCAACAUCCCAGAUGAAAGAGUGGCCCCAACAGUGGCACGGGCAAUAACUCUUACUGACACAGAUGUUGGCAAUGCGACUUCAAGUGUAACCAAAGCUGCAAUUGGUGGAGAAAAUGAAGAGCUCAUUGAUUCAGAAGGAGAUGAGGAUCAAGAAAAUGUGUGGGUGACAUCUCAAGGAAAAUUUCACUUUUCCUUAGAUGCUCUUCCCCAACAUCUUCAAUUUAUUCAUCAACUUCUAAAGGAGGUGACCCGGACUGAAGAACCAGACAUACUCUAUCACAUGCUUCAAUGUUUGCAUGUGUUGGUUUUGCAUGGAGAUGCUCUCUCCAGAGCCACCAAAGAGUAUCGUGGAUUUGUAAUUUGGUGUCAAGAAAAUCUGUUGAUUAAAAACCUUUGGGAUCUAUGUAAUUCUGAUCGAUCUCAUAUAUGUGAAAUGAGUGUUCCUCUUCUCCUGCACUGUAUUACAUUACCUUCUGGUUCUGACGUAUUUUGGAAUAUUAUUAGAGAAGAUUUUCAUAGUGCUGAUUGGCGAGUUCGAUUUACAGCAGUUGAAAGAGUCACUGUCAUUGCUCGAUUCAUGGAUGCUACACCAUUACGUAACAGUAUGACACUUCAAGCUGCUCUUGCCACAGCAUUUUGUUACUUGGUAUCGGCUAUGGACGACAUAAAUGUGCACGUCUCACAACGCUCCACAUUAUAUUUAGGAACAAUUCAUGACAGGGCGAUGAAAUCUCUCAUUAUGUGUCUUGAGACACAAUUUGAUUUGUACAUUGUUGAUCGGCCCAUGGUGUUACAGUCACUGUAUCAGUUACAUAACUGCCUCAGUGAUAGAAAAAUCCUGACAUGGGAAUUUUUUUUGAAUCGGUUUGACACUUUGUUUUUGGAGGCUCAAAUAAACCUUGAGAGGGCUGGAGACAUCGCUUAUCCCAGAGAUUUAAGAAAUACAGAUCUGAGUAGUGACACAUUUAUCCGUAAACUGAAUCGAGCACAUGAGGCGCUUUCUCAAUCAGAUAGUAGUGGAGUAGCCUCAAAGACUUUGAGUGCAAGUUUUGGUCACAAAUGGCCUUACAAGCGGACUAUGUCAGCUCCAGCUGCAAUGGUGCCACGACAAGACACAAAGCCAGAAAAGGAGAAAGUGUACAGUCGGCAGUAUUCUGCCCCAAUAUUGAAGAGGAAAACUUCCCGGUUUGGCCUUGAUGGACAUAUCCAUUCCUUAAACACUGGUGAUGAUGGCCAACUGGUGGGUCUUUUACAUCGCAUCGUAGAUCUGGAGGAAGCAGACCGAGAAACAAUGCACCUACUUGUCUUCUUACUUCUGCAAUUUUUAUCCCGAUCGGACCAGGCUUCACCAAGUGAAGAAUCAAAACUGAAGAAAACUCAGGGUAUUGUUCUGCGUCACUUAAAUUUGCUAUUGGGCUAUAAUUCAACAGAGAGGGAACGUCCGGGUUUUCAUGUUCCACCAAGCAGAUUGCGCACAUCACCAGUUUUCAAUGUUUUUAUGGCCAAUUUACCUCAGUUGUUAGAUCAAAAUCAUUUAAUUGGUAAACACAUGAUGCCGACUCUUCUGCUUUUGAUGCAUUAUUGUCCAUGUCCUCAACAACAUAGUCACACCCCAGACACACAACAUGCCCCUCAUCAUAGCCUGUGGUAUCUGGAGCCUCACACACGCAGGUCAUGGCUAAUGGCCCUUAUUGUUCUACUAUAUAAGUAUCCCUAUGCCAAUGCACCGGACAGUAUAAAAAUACAAUCUCUUGUACGAAUAGUCCUGAAUACAUUGGAUGCUCAACAACAUGUUUGCAGAAGAAUUCCAGCAACUCUCAUGGUUGGAGCUCCUCCAUCUCGGUCAAGAGAUGUGAGUCAACCCUCACUGGGUGCAGACGGAGAGAGAGGAAGUGACAAAGAUAGAAUGGAAACUCCCCCUCUAUCGCCAAUGUAUGCAGGUGUUGACCCUAUGGGCCUCAUACAUUCUUCUGGAAAAACUGGAAAGCAUCAAGCGCUUUUUCAUCAAAAAUCUCCUGGAAUAGGACCUGGGGCUAGUUUGGAAACACAUUUAGAGGAGGAUGAUUCAGCAGCAGCUGGAAGCCAAGAAACAAAGCGUUGUGGAAGGCGUGCUCUUGGGUCAAGCUAUUCAACUGAGGUGGAUGAAACUGAAUCAGAACUAGCUGCAAUCCCAGAAAGUCCAAAAUCUGAUAGCACUAUUCAUGACACAGCUCAGGUCUCUAUGGAUGAUCAAGUGGCUCCAGCGGAGGAAGUUACCGAAUCAAAGUUCACAGAACACCGAUGUUCACUUCCUGGAGAGUCCCUAGGAAAUACUGUAACCCCGCGGCGGCCUAUAUGGUUUCUUGGAAGUGAGGACAACACCCUGCAGAAAUCAAUGAGCAUUGAUCAAGCAGGCUGUCAGAAAUGGGGUGUACGAGAAGGAAUGAAAAUGAUGGUGAAUGCCUCAUUAUUUGGAACGCCUCCUCAGCCCCCUCCUUUGCGACCAACGACAGCUGUUCCAAGUAGCAGUAAUGGGACAAACGGAACAAGUGGUAGUGUUAAACAAAGAAGCAAUAGUCUAGGAUCUAGUUCAAGUACACUGAUGACUGCCACCUCCACCUCAGCAGCAGUAACUGCUGCAACUUUAGCUACUAUUGCACUUCCGAGGACUUCUGCUCAAGAGCAAUCAGAUAAUGAUAAAGACAAUGAUGUAUGGACUGGAGAUCAAAGUUCAGAAUCACCAGUUCAAAAGUCUUUAGGAAGACAAAAAUGUGUUGACACUUCAAGCACACCCACUGGAACCCCCUCUACACCCAUCACUACUUCUGCACCAAGCCAACUACCAUCUGCUAUUUCCAGCAUGACACAUGCUCCAUGGCAGUUGGAUAUGUACACCAAACCAUCACUUCAGUCCACCUCCCCACAACCACAACCCUUGCAGCUUGCAACCCCAGCGGUUGAACGGCUGCUACCUAUUGGUGGCUCUCGUCCUUGUACUAAAAAUUCGUCUCGCUUUCGUUCGGAUGAAAUAGGCUAUGGAUCUCCAGAGUCGCCCUUAUCAAAAAUGGAAAUAAUGACAAUAGGCUCUCCAGUUGAGAUUGACAGCGAAAAUAAUGUAUCAGAAGUGACAUCACUUCAUAGCAUAGAGAUUCCUCCAACAGAACGGUUGCUACCUAUUGGAUCAAAUAGUGAAAACGUACAAAAUUUUGUAGAAAGAGUACGCCAAGCUCUUGGAGCAACAUUGGAAUGCCCGCCAGAUUGCAAUGGUUCAGAACAAUCAUCACAAAUGCUUUCAAGACCAAUCAAUGAUCGGAGGUUGUCUGAUCUUGAUGCUUUCCUACCUCCAAAUAAGACAGAAAGUAGUGAUAAGUCUCAGUCUAGCAGGUCUAUAAGUCCAAGACGUUUGACUAAGCAAGUUGCCCUGGAAUCACCCCCACCUCAAAUGUUGCCGGAUUCAGAGGAAAACCAUUCAUUCUACCGCUCUAUACAUGACAGGAAACAAUCAACAGCCCUGCCCAGCCGUUCAGAUGACCACCUUCGUAAUCAAAGGCAGAAAGCUAGGAGAACAGGCCAAGGGUUGUUCAGCACGGGUCAUUACCCGAACAUGACUGAUACUCCUAAACAUGCAGGAUGGGGUGGUCCUCAACUUCAGCCUCAGUUAGAACCUGUUGUUCAGCAAGCAUGCCAUGCAAAUUUUAAUUUGAAGCAAAGCUCAUUACGUAUUGGUGAAGAUUGUGUAUAUGACAGGUGUUCUGAAUGUGGUGCUGUUCGUGAAGAGUACAGUGAUGAAGAAUUGGGACUCUGUAUAGUUAUACUAGGAACAUUUAUUCAUAGAGAACCUGCUCUGGCGGCUCCCUUAUUGCCAGAAAUGCUAAGCACCAUCGCAAAGGUCUCUUUGAACGCGAUGUAUCCAUGGCAAUAUGACACCAACAUUUAUCUACCAGGCGGAGCAAUCAGCGUCGCACAUCAGUUUUUGCGUUGUGUGUUACAUCAGCUAGCUCCCAAUGGCAUUUUUAUGCAAAUGUUUCAGACCCAUGUAGAUGAUAGUGUAAGGCUACCGUUCUUUCGAAGUGUUGCCCAAGCUCUCCAGGAUUUUAAUGAAUUGAGUCCAAUUGCUCCUUUACAAAUGCUUCUUGAGGGUCUUAACUCCAGGAAAACACUUGCAAAUGAUGUUAUGCCCAUUGUGUUGCGCAACAUGGCUUGUUACCUUGAUUGUCUACCGAUGGAUGCUGGGCUUGGCGCAAUACUUGCUCAGUUAGAAGUUCUUUUCCGUCGUUUAGCAUUACAACUGCAAAGUAUGGAGAGUGUGACACCUCUCCUUCGUAUAAUGAUUUCAGUUCUUCGUAUUCAAGGAAUUGCAUCAUAUAAGGGAAUUCUGGAUCCUUUUUCAAAGGUCCUUAGUUAUAGUAUACAAAAUUUCCCAAUUAAGUACCAUUAUCUUGUAGACCUUUGCUAUUUGUGCAACAGAGCAUUUGUAAAGGACCGAGAUAAAUUACUCUUAACUCGUACUGUUGUAUAUGAGAUGGUACAGGCAUUAAAGUUCAAAGUUUCAAUGCCUGACAAUAACUUUUUAACACUGAUAAAUUUCAUACUUCAGGAUGCUGGAGGAUCACUCCCACUUACUUUAGCUAUGAGUCAGUUUUUAGCAUUGUGGACUGACCCUGGACCAAUAUUCAACACUGGAGCUGCUGAAUGUAUGCGUCAACACUUGGGUGAUGCUUUGGAUUUUUUGGCAGACUUUCACACCCUUAGCAAAAUUAAGAGCAUUUCAAAAGAAACACCUGUGGGUUUGAAUGAGGAUACAUUAGGUGGUGUGAUUAAAAGUGGUAUAGCACAGUAUGUAGCCCUAGAGAUUAGCAGAGGAAAUGGUCGUGACAAUAGGGCAGUGGCCCGCUAUUUACCAUGGCUCUACAACGCACCUUCCUCUCUUCAGCAAGGGCCCCGAGAAUUUAUGGAUUGCCUGGGGCAUAUAAGAUUGCUAUCAUGGCUGCUUCUGGGUGCUUUGACUCAUACAGCAACUCAUACAGCAGUUCACUGCUCCUCACAUACUCCUUGCCAGCCUGUGCCUCAAGAUGCUAGUUGUCACAUAUCUGACCACAUUCAAGCCAUAAUGUCAGGAUUUGCUGAGCAAAGCAAAACAUCAGUCCAUCAUAUGUCAUCAUUAUUCCACGCUUUCAUUCUAUGUCAGCUAUGGACAGUGUACUUGGAGCAAAUGGCAAGCACAAAUGUUCCAAGCAGUGAAGCCCAUGUUCUAACCAUGAGUAUCCUUCUUGAUUUUUGGGGCAAAGUGACACCUUGCAUCCUACAACUUGUAUCUCACUCUCGCAUUUUGGCAGAGAUGGCAAACCUGCAUUUCUUAUCGUUAAUGGAAGCUUUGAUGGAGAGCAGCUCAGCAAUUCUUAAUAAAUUACUACCAGUUUGGAGCCCAGUAUUAUUUGCAUUUCAUAUGCAGCUCCCCGGUCACUUGCAGAUGAGGUUGCAGAACUGUCGAAACUUCCCUCCGUCCACAUCAGCUUUACCACCACCACCAACUGCACAAGCAGGCAAUCAGCCUGUUAGCAAUCCAGUUUUACUAAGGUGGCUCCAACGUCUUCAGUUCAAAAUGGGUCAAAUUGAAGUGCAGUCAUCAACAGCAACACAGUUUUACAGUGUCUGAACCUUCUUUCACAGUAAAACUCCCUUGUUACACUUCGUAAGGGCAAUGAGAGCCCAGAUUUAUAAUCCUUUAAAAGCUGAAAACUUAAACAGUUAAGUUUCAAGGUGUAAAGUAUAUAUUUGAAGCCUUACAUCUGAUUUGCAGGGUAAAUUUAUCGUGAGUUUUAAUGUGUAACAUGUGCAACAGUCAAAUAUCUUUGCUGGAGUUUUACUUCAUGAUUUUAUUUUGACAUUAAAAAGAAAGAAAAGGUAAAAUAUUGAGGCUUAAGAUGUUAUCAUUACUUGCUCAGGUGAAACACGCCAUUACUUUUGCACUGACAAGUACUGAUGCAUACUCGUUAGCGUUAGCACAAUUUAAUGUGAUGAGUACUGCUGGGGUAUUACAUACUAUACUACAAAUUGCUCAUAGAUUCUUAAGAUUUGUAAAUAACCUUAUUUGCUUUUGUGGUGUACAGAGUACAGUAUAUCAUUUCCUAGUUACAUUUUCAAUGGAGAACUUUUAAGCAAGUAGACCACAUGUGUUGUUAAAGUGUUCCCCAAUAUGCAAAAAGGAUUCUGAAUGGAACACUGUAAAGCUUGUGAAUUAUUGAUGUUUUUGAGAAGCAAAUAAUCAAACUCAUGGUAUUACUAUGUACUGUAUUUAUAUUUUGUUCAUAGUAUUGAAUUAUUUUAUUAAUAAAAUACAUUAUUGUAUGUUAAGUAGAAAAGCGAUGGGUAAAAUAAUUGAAGUGUUCAAUGAGAUCUGACUUUUUUUUCUGUAGACUAUAACAAUUUUUUAAAAUUAGGAAACUUGCCAUUUCUUUCACAAAUCCAACGAACUGCCAACUCUUAGUAUUUGUUUAUAUCUGUUAAUUAGUUUCAAGGGGUAUUUGGUUUUCAAUCCCAGUGAGAAAUGAGUUUUCUUCGACAUCGAUUCGAUGUCGACGUCGAAAUAGUCGAAGAAAUGUAACUUUGUCCCCAAAAUCCACAUCUUUUUAAUAUUUUGAUGUUGAUUGUAUCCACAUUCCCAUUUCUCCCUGGAAAUAGUAAGUUUCUAAGGUGAAUAAAACAUUUGGUGUCUUAGUCUUUUCUGUAAAAUGGGGCUUUAUUUAAAAGGUGAAGUUAAACAAAACCAGAGGAUACGUUUCGGAUAUCAAAUAAGUUCAGAAUCAAUUUGCUUCAAAAGAUUCGAAGUUGAGUUGCUUUUUACUUCCAUUGUCACAUUUUGUUCUCCUUUUUUCUGACUUAUGUUCUAUUUAUAUACCCUACUCAUGGAAUGCAGGGACAUUUUUAUAAUCUGUUUAAAGUGUUCAAAUGUCUUUUGUACAAUAAUGACUGUUAUGAUGUAGUUUUACAAAUGAUAGACUUAUACAGUAAUUUCCUGUGGGAUAUUGUUUUAAAACUAAAAACAAAAGCUAUUUAAGAUUUUUAAAAAAUGUUGAUGAAAUAAUAUCCUAGUUAUUCUGUCACUCUUGUAGUGCAGUGCUGUGAGCUUACUACUUGAUAAUUUUUGUAUAUAUGAUGAUUGUAUGUUCUCUGAUUUGACCCCUCCCCUCCUUUCUACUCCUAACUUUAUUUAGUAUAUGUAUAUUAUAUUCUAUAUAUAUAUAUCAUGUUGAUGUUUGUACUGAUGUAGUUGUCUAGCUGAUGUUCAUUUUAUUCAUAUUUAAUUUAUUUUCAUUCCAUCACAUAGUUGGUGAUUUUGUCUUUGAAAAUUUAAGGACAACUUUUAAGAACUUGAUUGGUGAUAUAAUGUUAAAGUUCUUGAACUGUAAGAAUGGCUUCCUAUUUGUUGAAAUUUGAGAGAUUUUAUUUACACAAUUCGAGAUGUAGAUAUCAUACAACAUCAGUUUGACUCGUACUACCUAUUAAUGGUUUAGAGACUUCGCGGGGGGGAAACAUAUUGAUAUAGAAGCUGACAGCAAAAUUUCUUUUUCUCAGGAAACAAAUAAUUUACGUUUGUGUGGGUUAAGGUGUUACCAGAUGAUUAUUGAAUGUGAGAACCUAAUGAAAAUCAAAAGUAAGCAAACAAUAACUUAUUGCAGUAAAUUAUGCUUUGGCAAAAUUUCAUCUAAUAAUGGUACCUCAAAUUUUAUUAACAUGAGGUGUAAGAUUGAUAAUGAUGUCAUUAAAGUUUUGCUGUGGUUUUGUACUUAAAGAUUUUUUGAAACACCAUUGUUUGUUGUUGUUGAAAGACUAGUGCCUAAAAUAGAUAAAUAAAGUCUACUGUUGUUGGAAUCUUCAAUAAGGUAAAUUAUUCUGACACCUAAGCAGAGUGACGAUCCAGUCCUACCUUAUCAGGGAAAGUUGUGUCAGUUGUACCUCUUCUUUUUGAUCUUGCUCUUGGGUCGCAUUUUGCCAGUUCCUUCUUCUGUGGUGCCUUGUCCAUCCAGAUUGACCUGUUUUAAAAUUCUGCAUAGUCAGUUACUGAACUCCAAACAUGUUUACAAUGUAAAUGACUUGCAUUAUACCUUAUUGAAAGACCUU